Messenger RNA from Entelurus aequoreus (snake pipefish), 4359 nucleotides. RefSeq names its product spermatogenesis associated 20 (gene spata20). NCBI's taxonomy places the organism in Eukaryota, Metazoa, Chordata, Actinopteri, Syngnathiformes, Syngnathidae. The record is from RefSeq and is a predicted model, not a curated record. The coding region runs from base 86 to 2542 and encodes 818 amino acids. Gene Ontology annotation, biological process: carbohydrate metabolic process. The transcript has 16 exons.
CUCCCUGACACGCCCCUAAUCCUGCCUAGAAGUGAGCUCAACUAAACUAGUUUGUUGCCUCUUCAACCACACUUUGUGGUUUAGGAUGCUCAGACUAGCAUGGCGUCGCUUAGCGUCUAUAAAUAGCAGCUUGGUGUCUACUCCUCAUGUCACGGCGGCCUUCCGGGACACGACCCCUCUUCACAAAAGGAAUUUAGGAUAUAAUAUCAGAGUGUUCCAACUGUUUCCCCUCCCACCAAGCUUGGGGUGUACGCAGCACUUGACUCAUUCUCUCAGAUCCUCUCCCUUUAUGAGCAUGGCAUCAGGAGGCGAAGGGCUGCCGCCCACACCUCCUCGACACACAAACAGGCUAUCCGAAGAGAGGUCACCCUACCUUCUACAACAUGCGCACAACCCAGUUGACUGGUAUCCAUGGGGUCAGGAAGCCUUCAACAAGGCACAAAGUGAAGACAAACCAAUAUUUUUAUCAGUGGGCUACUCCACAUGCCACUGGUGCCAUGUUAUGGAGCGGGAAUCUUUCGAGGACGAGGACAUUGGCAAAAUCCUCAAUGACAACUUCGUCUGUAUUAAAGUAGACCGAGAAGAGAGACCAGAUGUUGACAAGGUGUACAUGACCUUUGUACAGGCAACAAGUGGAGGUGGAGGGUGGCCCAUGAGUGUUUGGUUAACUCCUAAUCUGCGUCCUUUCAUCGGAGGCACCUACUUCCCACCCAGAGACCGUGGAAGCAGACCUGGCUUUAAGACAGUCCUCACCAGAAUCAUGGGACAGUGGCAGAAUAAUCGUUCUAACCUGGAGUCCAGUGGGGACAGGAUCCUUGAAGCUCUGAAAAAAGGCACAACUGUGGCUGCAAACGCAGGUGAGAGUCCUCCAUUGGCCCCUGAUGUGGCUUACCGCUGCUUCCAACAGCUGGCUGGCUCUUAUGAGGAAGAGUAUGGAGGCUUCAGAGAUGCUCCCAAGUUCCCAACGCCAGUGAACCUGAUGUUCCUCAUGUCUUACUGGUCUGUGAAUCGCUCCACCUCUGAGGGUGUCGAGGCGCUCCAGAUGGCAAUGCAUACACUCCGUAUGAUGGCACUGGGUGGCAUCCAUGACCAUGUUGCACAGGGUUUUCAUCGUUACUCCACAGAUUCUUCUUGGCACGUUCCCCACUUUGAAAAGAUGUUGUAUGACCAGGCCCAGCUGGCUGUUGCGUACAUAACUGCUUUCCAGGUAUCAGGUGAGCAGUUUUUUGCAGAUGUGGCCAAAGACAUACUGCUUUAUGUCUCCAGAGACCUCAGUGACCAGUCUGGAGGCUUCUACAGUGCAGAGGAUGCAGACUCUAUCCCAUCAUCAGGGGGCUCGGAAAAGCGUGAGGGGGCUUUUUGUGUCUGGACGGCCUCAGAGAUCCGGCAAUUGCUGUCAGAUGUUGUGGAGGGUGCCACUGGUUCUGCAACAGUGGGUGAUAUUGUCAUGCACCAUUAUGGGGUGAAGGAGCUUGGCAAUGUUGCCCUGGAUCAGGACCCUCACGGGGAGCUACAGGGUCAGAAUGUGCUGAUUGUGCGGUAUUCUACAGAUUUAACAGCUGCACGCUUUGGCAUUAGCCAGGAGAUGGUCAAUGAGCUUUUGGCUUCGGCCAGAGCCAAAAUGGCAGAAGUGAGGAAGAUUCGCCCGCGCCCACAUCUGGACACCAAGAUGCUGGCCUCCUGGAAUGGUCUCAUGCUGUCAGCCUAUGCUCGUGUUGGAGCUGUGCUUGGGGAUAAGGCCCUGUUGGAGAGGGCGGUACUGGCCGGCCACUUCCUUAAAGAGCACCUGUGGGACGCAGGGAUGCAGACUAUUGUGCGAUCAUGUUACCGUGGAGACCAGAUGGAGGUGCAGCAGAUCUCACAGCCUAUUUCUGGCUUCCUGGAUGAUUAUGCCUUCGUUAUUUGCGGCUUGCUGGAUCUCUACGAAGCCACACUGCAGACAGAGUGGCUGCAGUGGGCAGAAGAGCUGCAGCUCAGGCAGGACGCGCUGUUCUGGGACGCGCUUGGUGGAGGCUACUUCUGCAGUGAUCCCAGUGACAGUGCAGUUCUCCUGCAACUUAAAACAGAUCAGGAUGGUGCCGAGCCUAGUGCCAAUUCUGUCACAGCGUCCAGUCUCCUACGUUUAUCCCAGUACACUGGAAGACAGGAGUGGCUCCAGAGGUCCCAACAACUGCUGGCAGCCUUCUCUGAUCGUCUGACCAAUGUCCCUAUCGCUCUGCCUGAGAUGGUCCGCGCUCUAAUGGCAGAACACUACACGCUCAAGCAGAUUGUGAUAUGUGGCCAUAAAGAUUCCUUGGACACCAAAAGUCUUUUAGAAGCAGUCAACUCUCUCUUCUUACCACACAAGGUCUUGAUGCUUGUUGACGGCAGUGCAGACAGUUUCCUCACCCAGCGUCUGCCUGCACUCUCCUCCAUGACCCAGCAGGGUGGCGUGGCCACCGCCUACGUUUGCCAGGACUUUGCCUGCUCACUUCCUGUCACAGACCCCCAGGAACUAUGCAGGCUCCUACUGGAUGGACAAGUGGGGAUGCAGGCACACUAGUCAGUUAAUAUGUUUCUUGAACUGACUAAAGAAGAUGUAAAGACAAACUGAGCAGCUCUAGUGAGUGUAGCUUGUUUUGUGCGCUUAAAGGCUAGUUCAAUUGGAUUUAGCCAUUAAAUUAUCCAUUCACUUGUUUUGCCACAAGAUUAGACUUCUAUCCGUAUUGUUGUAAUCAUUCCACCUCAUUAAUUCCUCAAAUAUUAGCGUAACCCUAAAAGCCAUAAAAAGUCAUUUGGGUACACAAAGUCUGCAAAGAAACAUAGAGAGCUACAGCGUCAGCUCCUUUUUAAAAAUGUAGCGCUUGUGCAAAAUGGUCUUUUGUGACUGUUUGGAAGCAACACACUUUAAAUAGAAUUUAACCUAAGCUUGAACCAACAUUUUUUUUUUCUUCUCCAAGCCCCAUUUAGCUUCCAUGUCGCAUGGAUCUGACGGCGUUUGCCUGCUCGCCGGCGUGUGUGUGUGCAUGCAUAUUUGUCUGCAUCCAUUUUUAAAAGUGCAUCAUAUGAAUGUGCGUUUGACUUUAUCUCUAAUCGCGUCACAGCAAGCGAGCUGCUCUUUAAUGAGACCCUUUCUUACCAUCUGUUACCGCAAGCUUGAACUCAACGUGGCUGUGUGAGGUGAACCUUUCACAUUAAUACUCAGAUACUUUAAAAGAUCAGUUUUGCUGAUGGACAGCAUACUUACACAUGUGCAAAAGGCCAGCAGGAGCUUUUUUCUGGCAUUUAACUGCUACUAAGUAAUGCUGGAUAAUAUAUCCAACCCUUUUUCAGUACCUUUCGGACAGGGGAAGUGUGCUGAUUUUUUUUCUUGGAGCAAAUUAUGAAAAUGUGUGUGAUUUCUUGUGACAUUGCAACAUGUUUUAUUGCAAUGUUUUGUCAUUUAAGGAUUUCUGCAGUUAUCAACAAAUCUAAUUGAAUGUUUUUUAAUGUCUUUACAAUGCAACUUAAAACAUGUUAAUGCCCAUAUCCAACUGCAGAUGAUUAUUAUAUAUAGUCAAAAGCAUACAAUUAAUUAUCUGUAUAGACAAAAUUGCAUUUGACAAUAAUAAUGUUGAAUAGUUUAAAUACUUACAUUAACUGUGGCCAAAUUAAGCACACAUGUAAUCAUAAGAUAUAAUAAUAACGGUAACACUUUAGUUUGGGGAACAUAUUGUAAGUAACAAAAACUUAAUUUAGAGUUAAUUGGUUAGGGUUAGAAGGUUAGAGUUAGGGUUAGGGUUAGGCCAUGCAGAAUAAGGCAUUAAUAAGUACUUAAUGACUAAUUAAGAGCCAAUAUGUUGCUAAUUUGCAUGUUAUUAAGCAACUACUUAAUGGUGAAUAUGUUCCUCAUACUAAAGUGUUACCAUAAUAACAAUACAAGUAAACUUUUUAAAAGCAGUAAACAUAUUUGUCAUUACUGUAGUAUUAUUAACCAUUAUAAUUGGAAGGUCAAUAAUGUAAUGGUCCUGCUAAAUAGGUAAACAAACAUAGAUAUAACAUUUACUCUCAAUAUUUGUUUGCAAAAAAUGCAUUUCAGUAAAUAUUAAACAUCUUGAAGUGCAGUUUUUACCCCCAAUUGGAAAAACUGGGUUGGGUGGUUUGUUUUGUUGUAUUUUUUUGUUGCCAAUUGCAAUCGUAUGAGGGUUUUUAAUGCCUCUGGACAUCAAAUGUAAUGUUUUGCAAUGCUAUUCUAGGCCUACAUUUUCGCAAAAUGUAUUUAAUGAGUUAAUGACCCUGUGUUUUUCUCUCCCAGUUUCACUGUGCUUGCUAAAAAAAAAAAAAAAAAACAAGCCACAGGCUGCAAAUGGCCCCUGUGCGUGCCUUUUGGACACCCCGGCA